This is a messenger RNA of Fukomys damarensis (Damara mole-rat), 1626 nucleotides long. It is a transcript of the gene Gpr152, whose product is annotated as G protein-coupled receptor 152. Gene Ontology annotation, biological process: G protein-coupled receptor signaling pathway. Gene Ontology annotation, cellular component: membrane. NCBI's taxonomy places the organism in Eukaryota, Metazoa, Chordata, Mammalia, Rodentia, Bathyergidae. Bases 1 to 1626 code for a protein of 541 amino acids. The transcript has a single exon. Gene Ontology annotation, molecular function: G protein-coupled receptor activity. The record is from RefSeq and is a predicted model, not a curated record.
AUGCACCUUCUCCUUCAUACUCAGUCAUUCCUGCAUUCAUUAAUUCACCAGGCACCCAGUCCAUGUCCAGCAGUAUACUGGGGAUCCCAAGUGGACACUGCUAUGGAAGCCAGCUUGGGCGCUGCUGGCCACAGGCCCCACACAGAGCUUGAUGAUGAGGACUACUACCCUCAGGGCGGCUGGGACACAGCAUUCCUUGUGGCCCUGCUGCUCCUGGGGCUGCCAGCUAAUGGGCUGAUGGCAUGGCUGGCUGGCUCACAAGCCCGGCAUGGGGCGGGCACAAGGCUGGCCCUGCUUCUUCUCAGCCUAGCUCUCUCCGACUUUUUGUUCCUGGUGGCAGCGUCCUUUCAGAUCUUGGAGAUCCAGCAUGGAGGGCACUGGCCGCUGGGGACAGCUGCCUGCCGCUUCUACUACUUCCUGUGGGGUGUGUCCUACUCCUCUGGCCUCUUCCUGUUGGCAGCUCUCAGCCUGGACCGCUGCCUGCUGGCACUGUGCCCACGCUCUUACCCUGGGCGCCGCCCAGCCCGCCUACCCCUCUGGGUCUGUGCAGGGGUCUGGGUGCUGGCCACGCUCUUCAGUGUGCCAUGGCUGGUCUUCCCCGAGGCCAUCACCUGGUGGUAUGACCUGGUCAUUUGCCUGGACUUCUGGGACAGUGAGGAGCUGCCCCUGCGAAUGCUCGAGAUCCUGGGUGGCUUCCUGCCAUUCCUCCUAUUGUUCAUCUGCCAUGUGCUCACCCAGGCUGCAGCUUGCCGGAUCUGUUGCCGCCACCAGCCUCAGCCCUCAGCCUGCUAUGGCUUCGCUCGUGUGGCUAAGACCAUUUUGUCAGCCUAUGUGGUCCUGCGACUGCCUUACCAGCUGGCACAGCUGCUCUACCUGGCCUUCCUGUGGGACAUCUACCCUGGCUACCUGCUCUGGGAGGCCCUUGUCUACUCUGACUACCUGAUCUUACUCAACAGCUGCCUGAGCCCCUUCCUCUGCCUAAUGGCCAGUGCUGACCUUCGUGCCCUACUGCGCACCAUGCUUUCCUCCUUCUCUGCAGCUCUCUGUGAGGAGCAGCCAGGCAGUCUCUCACCAGCUGAGCCACAAACACAGGUGGCCUCUGAGAGCCCAACUCUAACAGCGGAGGUGCUGCCACCAUUGGAUGCCGUGGCCCAGCCUCAAGUGAACCCCACGGCCCAGCCACCACUGGAUCCCAUGGCCCAGCCUCAGGUGAACCCCACGGCCCAGCCACCAUUGGAUGCCGUGGCCCAGCCUCAGGUGAACCCCACGGCCCAGCCACCAUUGGAUGCCGUGGCCCAGCCUCAGGUGAACCCCACGGCCCAGCCACCAUUGGAUGCCGUGGCCCAGCCUCAGGUGAACCCCACGGCCCAGCCACCAUUGGAUGCCGUGGCCCAGCCUCAGGUGAACCCCACAGCCCAGCCACAGUUGGAUGAUAUGGUCCAGCGACAGUUCAGUGCUGAGGCCCAGUCCCAAGGGCCCUCCAAGCCCUGUGAGGAAGUUUCUUUUAGCCCAUCCUUAGAUCCUACCCCUGAGGUCCCUGAGAGCUCAGCCAAGCCAGCAAUCCCCAAGGGAGAAAGCCCUGGAAGUGCCCCACCAGUGGAGGCCCCCAGUUCAGGCCCCACGUGA